This is a messenger RNA of Phycomyces blakesleeanus NRRL 1555(-), 922 nucleotides long. RefSeq lists its product as hypothetical. The transcript is spliced from 11 exons. Gene Ontology annotation, cellular component: methionine adenosyltransferase complex. Gene Ontology annotation, molecular function: methionine adenosyltransferase regulator activity. Gene Ontology annotation, biological process: S-adenosylmethionine biosynthetic process. NCBI's taxonomy places the organism in Eukaryota, Fungi, Mucoromycota, Mucoromycetes, Mucorales, Phycomycetaceae. The record is from RefSeq and is a predicted model, not a curated record. The coding region runs from base 1 to 891 and encodes 296 amino acids.
AUGAAGGUCAUUGUUACAGGAGCUUCUGGUUUAUUAGGAAGAGCUGUCUAUAAGCAGUUGAAGGCAGCAAAUAUCGAUGUGGUUGGAACUGCUUAUAGCCGUGCCAAAAAUGGUCUUGUCAAACUUGAUUUGGCCAAUGAAAGUGAAUUAGAAGCCUUUAUUGCUGAACAAAAGCCCAAUGCCAUUGUUCAUUGUGCUGCUGAACGCCGUCCUGAUGUUGCCGAAAAGGAUCAAGAGGGAACUCGUAAUUUAAAUAUUCAAGUACCCAAACGCCUAGGAAGUCUGUGCAAGACCAACAAUAUUACGCUUAUUUAUAUUAGCACAGAUUAUGUGUUUGAUGGCACUUCACCUCCUUAUGAAGUCACAGACAAACCUAAUCCAUUGAAUUUUUAUGGAGAGACAAAAUUGGGAGGAGAAGAAGCUAUUCGUGAGGUCAAUUCUGACGCAAUUAUCCUCAGAGUUCCUAUUCUUUAUGGUGAUGUAGAAUACAACGGUGAAUCUGCUAUCAACAUCUUGCUUGAUUCUGUACAGAACCAAGAAAAGGUUGUUGACAUGGAUAAUGUUGGAAAACGUUACCCUACAAAUGUUCAAGACAUUGCUCGUGUGAUCAAAGACUUGCUUGUCAAGAGAGUUGAUCUUGGAGAAGAUCUAAAAGGGACAUUUCACUUUACCAACACCGAGUGCUUUACAAAGUACACUAUCUGUCAGCUAUUUGGAAAUCUGUUGAAUUUACCUAUUGAUCAUUUGAAGCGUCAGGAUGAGAUCCCUGCCUCUGCUGCUGUAUCUCGUCCCAAGGAUGCUCACUUGUCUAACAAGCGUUUGGAAGCCAUUGGCAUUGAUACCAAGAGUGUUCCAUUUGUGGGUUGGUGGACAGAAUACCUUUCUAAAUAAAGACAAUAAAUAUACAAAAAAAAUCCAUUAC